Messenger RNA from Musa acuminata subsp. malaccensis (wild Malaysian banana), 4324 nucleotides. Its product is annotated as probable histidine kinase 3. Gene Ontology annotation, biological process: phosphorylation; phosphorelay signal transduction system. Gene Ontology annotation, molecular function: phosphorelay sensor kinase activity. Lineage: Eukaryota; Viridiplantae; Streptophyta; Magnoliopsida; Zingiberales; Musaceae. The record is from RefSeq and is a predicted model, not a curated record.
AGCAGUGCACACACCACCAAUCACCCCAACCCCCACCUCCCUGUAAAGUUGCCUCCUUUUUGCCCCCUACCUCUCUUUCUCUCUCUUCUUCCCUUCCCCCUUCCAUCUCCAUCCAUCAAAUGCAGCGUGUCCUUCUCUGAAACCGAUCCACCUACCCGUUUGGCCGAGCCCAUGCCCGUGUGAAGUGGAACGCAUCAGUGGGGGGUGAGCAUGUGAUGGGGAAGCAGCAGCAGGAGGAGAGGAGGAGGAGGAGGAGGAGGAGGAAGAGGGGGGCGUUUUGGUCCUGGGAAAAGGAGGUUUAGCCCCCACAAGAAGAGGAGCAGCGGCAGAGCAGAGCACUUGCGUGCAGGGCUUCUCCACUGUUCCACCUCUCCCUCUCUCUGCCUGAUGGGGAUGGGAUUCCGGAAAGGUGAUUUGUUUCUCCUCUUCUCAGAUCCCGAGGGUUCGAACCGUAACUCCUCCUUCAGACGCCGUCCGUCGCCGUCAUCCUCAUCGCCGAACACGCAGUCCUCAUUCCUCCACAGUGCCAAUCAUCACGGCCGUUCUUUUCCAUCAACCGCCGUCGUGGCCGUACGUCAGGGCGGGCAGAUCUCCGUUUCUUGUUCUCAGACUCAACAGUAGCAUAAGAGUAUGUAGCUGCUGCUUUGGUCCUUUGGAUGAGUUAUUUGCACAGAUUUGGAUCUGGAUUUGGUCUUCCUGUACCUGGUUUUGAUGGUAUGGUGGUGGGGUUUUUCCGAGAAACCCAUGAAUUGGUUUAUUGAUGCGCAAAUAAUGGAUCAGAAAACUGGUUAUCUUAGUGAUGAGUGCAAUUCAUUGCUGGAAUGGUCAAAGAUAUUCCCGGCAAGGGAUUGGAGGACUUACCUAUACAACAACUAUUUUGAAUCAAAGAAGGUGAGGGGGAUAUGGUGGAAGAAGCUGCUGGCCUGGUGGGUAGCUGCAUGGUUCCUGGGUUCCUUAUCGAUCUUCUGGUUUAUGAACUCCCAAGCAGUGGAUAAGAGGAGAGAGAUGCUUGCAAGCAUGUGCGAUGAGCGUGCUAGGAUGCUUCAGGACCAGUUCAAUGUCAGCAUGAACCAUCUUCAGGCCUUAGCUAUCUUGAUUUCAACCUUUCACCAUGCUAAAGAGCAUUCUGCCAUAGAUCAGAUAACUUUUGCUAGAUAUGCUGAAAGGACUGCUUUUGAGAGGCCACUGACGAGUGGUGUGGCAUAUGCCGUGAAGGUGCUGCAUUCAGAAAGAGAACAGUUUGAGAAGCAACAUGGUUGGAGGAUCAGGAGAAUGGAUCCAACAGAGCAGACACCCGCACGGGAAGAAGAUGCAGAUUUUGACAACCAGGAGACAUCCCCUGUUAAAGAUGAAUAUGCUCCUGUUAUUUUUGCCCAGGACACCUAUAAACAUGUGAUUUCAUUCGAUAUGUUGACAGGGAAGGAAGAUCGUGAAAACAUCCUACGAGCUAGGGAAUCUGGGAAAGGGGUUCUAACUGCUCCUUUUCAGCUAUUAAAGUCAAAAAGGCUUGGGGUUAUUCUGACAUAUGCAGUUUACAAGUCACAACUUCCUUCAUAUGCGACACCAGCUGAGCGUAUCCAAGCAGCCAUAGGGUACUUGGGUGGAAUCUUCGACAUAGAGGCUCUAGUGGAUAAAUUACUUCACCAACUUGCAUGCAAGCACUCCAUUGUGGUCAGUGUUUAUGAUACAACAAAUCCUGAUGCACCAAUUAGUAUGUAUGGUUCAAACAUGACUGGAAUUGGCAUGUACCAUAAUAGUACCCUUCAUUUUGGCGAUCCAGUAAGAAAGCAUGAGAUGCAUUGCAGGUUUAAACAAAAGUCUCCGCUUCCAUGGCUCGCAAUAACAACUUCAUUUGGAACUCUCGUUAUUGCUUUACUAGUUGGAUACAUAAUCCAUGCUACUGUCAACCGCAUUGCGAAAGUUGAAGAUGAUUAUCGACAAAUGAUGGAACUUAAAAAGCGGGCUGAAGCAGCCGAUGUUGCAAAGUCUCAGUUCUUGGCAACUGUUUCUCAUGAAAUAAGGACACCAAUGAAUGGAGUAUUGGGUAUGCUUCAAAUGCUUAUGGAUACUGAUCUGGACAUAACACAAGAAGACUAUGUUAGAACCGCCCAAGCCAGUGGAAAAGCUUUGGUGUCACUUAUAAACGAGGUUCUGGAUCAGGCUAAGAUUGAAUCUGGUAAGCUUGAGCUUGAAGCUGUUCCAUUUGACUUGCGGGCUGUGUUGGAUGAUAUAUUGUCACUUUUCUAUGGAAAGGCUCAGGAGAAAGGACUAGAGUUGGCGGUAUAUGUCUCUGAUCAAGUCCCUGAAAUUCUCAUUGGUGACCAUGGAAGAAUACGCCAAAUCAUCACAAACCUGAUCGGAAAUUCAAUAAAAUUCACAGAGAGAGGUCAUAUUUACCUGACUGUCCAUCUUAUUGAAGAGAUGAACUCACCUGAUGUAGUUACAGAAGCUCAUUCUACAAAUACCUUAAGUGGCUUUCCAGUAACUGAUAGAAGAUGUAGCUGGGAAAGCUUUAAGAUCUUCAAUCAGGGACUUUCUGCAACUGAUCCAUCUCUUCCGUCAAUCUCUUCUGAUCUUAUAAAUCUGAUCAUAUCAGUUGAAGACACAGGGUUGGGGAUUCCUUUAGAAGCCCAAUCCCGUGUGUUCACUCCUUUCAUGCAGGUGAGACCAUCAGUUUCUCGCAUUCAUGGCGGAACUGGCAUUGGCUUGAGUAUUAGUAAGUGUUUAGUUGGUCUCAUGAAGGGAGAGAUCGGAUUUGUGAGUAAACCUCAGAUUGGUUCCACUUUUACCUUCACAGUUGUGCUCACAAGGGCAUAUGCUAUUUCAAAUGAUUACAAAUCAUCAGAAUUUCAUGGGAUGGCUGCAUUGGUAGUUGAUCAUAGACCGGAACGUGCAAAGGUCACAAAAUACCAUCUCAACAGGCUGGGCAUAUAUGCUAUAUUGGAAAUUGACCCAAAUAAAGUUCUUCCUAGAUUAACAAGUGGGACAUUGACAACGAAUAUGGUGAUUAUUGAAAAGGAAACAUGGUCAAAUAAUGCUAGUAUCUGGCCUUCUAUUAUCAGCAAUUUAAAGGGUGAUCAGUUAGAUAUUCCAAAAGUUCUCCUUUUAGCAGGUCCUGCAAGUUCUGCCAAAGGUAUGUCUGUUGGUUCGAUGGAAUAUAUCUCAACUAUAAUCUCAAAGCCGCUCAGAGCAAGCAUGCUUCAAUUAUCUUUAAGACGAGCUAUGGGUUGUGGAGAUGGGGAACAUGCACAAGAUGAAAGGCUUCCCCGGUUAUCAUUGAAUCGCCUUCUUAAUGAGAAGCAGAUUCUGGUAGUUGACGACAAUAUUGUAAAUCUUAGAGUAGCAGCUGGUGCUUUAAAAAGGUAUGGAGCUGAAGUAACUUGUGCAGAGAGUGGGAAGAAGGCUAUUAAAAUGCUCAAGCCACCACACAAAUUUGAUGCUUGUUUUAUGGAUAUUCAGAUGCCUGAAAUGGAUGGAUUUCAAGCUACUAGGAGGAUACGUGAGAUGGAAGCUGAUGUAAAUAAUCUAAUAAAGCAUGGGAAGGUGCCAUUUGAGUGUUACCGGGAUGUAUUACACCUGCAUAUUCCUAUACUGGCCAUGACAGCAGAUGUAAUCCAUGCAACACAUGAGGAGUGCCUAAGGUGUGGAAUGGAUGGCUAUGUUUCAAAACCAUUUGAAGGGGAACAGCUGUACAGGGAAGUUGCUCGGUUUUUAGAAACAUCUGCAAAAGGGAAUCAAUAGAGAAGGGUAACUCUGGAAGAUCCACUAAUGAUAGGAUGUUGGCACAAGUUUUGGUACAUUUGAGCUUCAGGCACUGUCUGAUGAAACAUAUUGUUUCAGAAGUACUCUACAAAAUCAGUUAUGAGCCCCUCAAAAACGAAAAGCUACAACAGCUUUCAGAGAGUGGAAGGUGAUGGGUACUCGGGAACAAGGUGUGAUAGUUGGAGAUGGAGCAGAUCCUUGUUUGUUCUCUAUUCAUUUGGUUGCAUCUAACUUGUAGGAUCCAUCUAUAUCAAGAUUAAUGUGAGAUGCAUAACCAUAGAUGCAACUUUCAUUCUCUGACAUGUUAUGGAGAAGAAACACCUUUUUGGACCUGAUAACCACUGCUGAUCCUCUGCCUGUCUUCAAUAAAGUAGAUCACAGACGAUUGUUGAUUUUCCUCCUGGAGCAUUAGAUGAGGUGUGUACAUAGACUAAGAGUCAUUUUAGAUUUUUUAUUUGUUUGUCAAAUAUGUGAUAAAAUACGUCUUCUACAGCAACACAAGUAACUCAUGGAUGUAAAUUACAUUAGUCAGAAUAAAAUCUCACUGAAGUCAGAUUCAACA